Molecule: messenger RNA, 1588 nt
Organism: Rhododendron vialii
Lineage: Eukaryota; Viridiplantae; Streptophyta; Magnoliopsida; Ericales; Ericaceae
Product: chaperone protein dnaJ 6-like
Exons: 8
Coding region: 486-1349 (287 amino acids)
Source: RefSeq, a predicted model, not a curated record
GCGUUGCCACUUCUCCACGCAAAUUACGGGCCCACGUUGACGUGGCAAGAUCACAACCCUACACUGACGGUGAAUCGUGAUGAUUCAUGAUGGAUCAUCCUCUCUAUGGAGGGGUCCGAUUUUCUCUGCCUCAAAGGCGAAAAUCCUUUUAACUUUGAAUAUGUGUCGAAAAAAUUUUUGGCUGAUAAAUUAUGUGAUUUUUUUUGGUAUGUUUUUAAAUUCAAUCGCCCGAAAAUCUCAUGGCAAAAGUACAAGCUUUUAUACUGAUUUUGUACUCAUCUCAUCUUGUUAAAAAAAAGAAAAGAAGUGACAAAAAUCAUUUAAAAAAAAGGUUUUAGGCAUAGCGGAUCUACCUCGUCUUUGGAGGCGGGAAAGUUGUAAAGCUUAGCAGCGAUAUGGCGGGAACGUAUCCCCCACGAAAUCCACCAGAUUGAAAUCGGGCUCCUCUCUCUCUCUCUCUCUCUCUCUCUCUCUGUUUCUUUUGUAUGUCUUUUAAGAUGGGGAAAAGAAAACAAACAAGGGUUUCCGAAGAGAAGGAAGAGCAAGAGCACCAGGAGGAUGUCAACGCAUCUUCUUCUUCAACUGAGAAGAGCUUGUAUGAGGUUCUGGGCGUGGAGAAGACAGCAUCUCAACAAGAAAUCAAGAAAGCAUAUUAUAAAUUGGCAUUACGAUUGCAUCCUGAUAAGAAUCCUGGGGAUGAGGCUGCAAAAGAGAAGUUUCAGCAGCUGCAGAAGGUGAUCUCAAUUCUUGGUGAUGAGGAGAAAAGGGCACUCUAUGAUCAGACUGGUUGUGUUGAUGAUGCUGACCUCUCGGGAGAGGCUGUCAACAAUUUGAAGGAGUUUUUCCGAACCAUGUACAAGAAGGUCACUGAAGCUGAUAUUGAAGAGUUUGAAGCAAAUUAUAGAGGAUCUGAUUCGGAGAAGAAUGAUUUGAUUGAGUUGUAUAAUAAGUACAAGGGUCACAUGAACAGGCUCUUCUGUUCAAUGCUCUGCUCGGAUCCCAAGUUGGACUCGCAUCGAUUCAAGGAUAUUCUUGACGAGGCAAUAGCUUCAGGAGAUCUGCAGUCAACCAAAGCAUAUCAGAAAUGGGCUGAGCAAGUAUCUGCAACGAAACCUCCAACUAGUCCUUUAAGACGGAGAGAUAAGUCGAAGAAAGAAUCUGAAGAUUUAUAUGCAAUCAUUUCUCAGCGUCGAAACCAGAGGAAAGAGCAAUUUGUUUCCUUCUUCUCAUUUAUAGUUUCCAAGUAUGGCGGAGGCGAAGGACCUUCAGAACCCACCGAAGAAGAAUUCGAAGCUGCACAAAGGAAGGUUGUAUCGAAAAAGGCAUCCGGGAAGGCCAAACGGAAGUAACUUGGCAUUGUAAAAGGAUUCCAAUCACUCUCCUUUUUUGCCUGCAAAACCUCAAUUUAUGUGGAUUUAUGUCCAAAAUGUCCUUAUCUGUGUGUAAAAGAAGUCUUGUUUUUUGGGUACCACAUUUUCACUCAGUAUGCGUUAAUUGGUUGUAAUGGCGAGAUGAAGUUGGAGAUCAAAGUGUGCAACUACUUGGGUUGGGUCAACCGUCAUAAAAUUAGUCUAUGCACAAAUGUAGU